Messenger RNA from Orbilia oligospora ATCC 24927, 1386 nucleotides. RefSeq lists its product as uncharacterized. Lineage: Eukaryota; Fungi; Ascomycota; Orbiliomycetes; Orbiliales; Orbiliaceae. The transcript has 2 exons. Gene Ontology annotation, molecular function: protein binding. Bases 1 to 1386 code for a protein of 461 amino acids. The record is from RefSeq and is a predicted model, not a curated record.
AUGAGCGCGAGUACUACCAGUACCAACCUUCCAUCACGAGAACUCGUGAUACGGACGCAUCCACAACCCGCGGUACCCGCCGCGCCAUCAAAAGAAUAUCUCACGACCCUAUCUCCAGAAAUCCUCCUGUCUAUCCUGGAGUACCUCCCAACACGUGAUGUAUUUAGCCUUAUUUUAGUUUGCAAAGCAUUCUACCCCAUUGCACAUCAGAUCCUUUGGUCAUCUCCAUUGUUUCCUCAUACACUUAUACCGUGCGAAGACCUGAAACGUCGCUAUGCGGCAUCAAACUCAAACCCUUUGUAUUUGGGCUGGACGUUCGUCAAAACUUUCUCGCUCUGGACCCCUCAUCUACUAAGGGACAAGGAGUGUGUCAAGAUAUUGGUUGAACUAUUUCAAUCGGGCAAGCUGGAGCCUCGAUGCAUCAAUGUUGAGGAAUUUGCGGUGUCACACAUUGAAGAAAGCCUUCGCGUCCACGGUCAAGAGGUUUGGGAUUCACUAAUGGAGUAUUGUCGCUCCAAGCCUCCUGGGGAAAUACCGCUUUAUGUGCGUGCGCGCAGCUUCAAAAUCGUGCCGUUGAUAGACUUCCAGUAUUUGGUGAAGUUCCAACUAGAUUUCGGGCGUACAAACCCUGGGGAUGAAGAUGGUCGUAUUAUGAAUUUAACGACCAUACUAAAUACGGCUGUAAUGUUGAAAGACCUGUCACUCACUGCCAUUCGGCGUCCCUUCCCAGAAGAGGAUAUCGAUACCCUGGAAGAAGAAUCCCCAGAAGAUCUCGCAAGUCUCCAAAAAGCAUUCGAUAAGCUAAGUCGGUUGGAAAGACUCGUGAUUGGGAAUCUUUUCAUCAAGAAAUCAUUCUUUCUUACCCCUCCGAGCAACUUAAAAUAUCUGGAAAUAAAGACCACGACCACACCUUCUUGGUGGCUCAAACUAUCGAGAUGCUCUAUCCCAAAACUCGAGACAUUGAUCAUAAAUCAUCACCUUACGGGACAAUGUUGGGAUGACCGGGGGCAGUGGUCGAAUGAAAAGUUCCGAAUCAAUUCCGUCGCCAUCACGACCUUAACGCGGUUCUCCGGGGAGGGCCCUGUAUUCGGAACAAGUGAUUUUGCGGAUUGCGUCUUAGCAGUGAACAAGGGACUCAACGGAAAUCACGGAUUUGUUUCCGAAAGAGGGAAUCAAGUGGUCCCGAAUAUGCAAUCAUUCGCAAGCGUUAUGAAAGAUAUGAUGGACAAUAUCUUGGAAUCUACGUUAAACGAAUACACUUGGGAAAAUGUAGGACUGCUUCUGAGGGACCGAGGAACGAACUCUGUUGCUGAUAUUUUCGCACAGGAGUGUCUACGAACCCUAAAUGAGGACAUUUACAAAUGUCUAUCGGACGAGAUCAUCUAG